Epinephelus fuscoguttatus (brown-marbled grouper) is the source of this 2190-nucleotide messenger RNA. RefSeq lists its product as uncharacterized. The record is from RefSeq and is a predicted model, not a curated record. The coding region runs from base 941 to 1771 and encodes 276 amino acids. Lineage: Eukaryota; Metazoa; Chordata; Actinopteri; Perciformes; Serranidae. The transcript is spliced from 7 exons. Gene Ontology annotation, molecular function: DNA binding.
UUUUUCAAAUUGACCCUGAAGUACUCCUGGCGCUGUGCUGCCGCUGAUUGGUUACCCCCGAAUGCAACCUGCUUGAAUGUAGAUGCUGAGGGAAGCGUUGUUGCAGUUGAGUUACAAUGGCGCAGUUCAAGUUCGGGAUGUUUUAUUUUAGGGACAACACAAUUCACGUCGAAAGUACUGACAUUGUGACACCUCAGUACAGACAGCAGCUCGUUCAGGUAUUAAAACGGCCGGACCUCUCCAGUGAAGAAGGAUGGAUACAAGUGUGCUGGGGCACCAGGAAAGCACCUAAAAACGAGGUGGCCGCAAAACUGCUCUUACUCGGAGGUUUGUAUUGCUCGUGCAUGGUGUGAAAUAUCUUUUGAAUAAAUAUUCUUUCUACUAAUGACUAAGAUAAGAGGCAAACUUAUCAUUCACAAGCUGCAUUAGCUAACUAGCUAGCUAGCUGUUAGCAGCAGACGGCAGCUAAUGCUAGCAUAAAUGGUGCUAACUUAGUGCAACUUCAGAUGAGAUUUUGUGUGAACAUUUGUGAGCGUGCUGUGUGGAGAAUGUUUAGCAAAAAUUGCCCACUGUAAAGAAAAUAACAAGAAAAAAAUUGUACAAAUUUGUUAUGCUAGCACUUGCCAGCCACUACUGUUAGUGAUGAUUUGAUAAAGAAUUUGCCAGUGGCUCAUGCUAAUGAAUGUUAAUGUUAACCUUGUAUGUAAUUUAAUUUUUAUGUAACUAUGUUUAUAAAAAGACUUAAAGUGACUUGUUGUGUAUAAUAUUAGAUUGACUGUGGUGCAUUUCACGAGACAUACAAAAUAUCUAAAAUAUUGAGCAAAAGAGGGAAAAAACAUGGUUUUGACAGUUUGUCUGAUGUAUGGUUGUGGUUACAGACAACUACAAGGAGUUGAUGGGAAAAAAAGAAGCCUUCCUCAAGGAUGAGGACAUCUAGCACAUGGCAGUUGCAAGGAGAAGGACCACACCUUGUACCACAACACAUGAUGGAAGCAAACCAAAGAAAAAAAGAAUUACUGCAACUUCCAGUCUCACUUCAGAUGAAGAUGAAACACAGAUUGACCCAUCACAAGUUCUUCAAACAAAUCCGAAGAUGACAAAGGCUGCAAGAGACAGAGCCCUUUCCCAACUGAAAUCCUCGCUGCUGAGAAGAAAUCCAACAACCUCCACCCCCUUGACAAGUGAAGACGAUACAGACAUAGACACCAAUGUGGACUUAUUUGACCCACCUCAGGCUUCGGGAUCAACUGACCUCUGCCAAGGGGAAAGUGAAGAGGAGAGUGUCCUGAUGGAUCAGCCCAGAUCCAGUGUUGACAUGCAACAGGAAGUGAUGGAUGCUCUGAAAGAAAUACCAGCCUUAGUCAAGUGUGUCAGAGAUCUUAUUACAACCAUGAAGAGAAUGCCACCUGUCAUGGACACUGACAGUACAAGUUCUGGUUCUUCCAGUCCAGCUCCAGAAAUGAUUUCCCUGGGCAACACGGGGGUGCAGGUCAGCAAAAUCUGUUUCCAAAGACUAAACCGAACAAGAAUGUCCCUGUUCACACAGGACUUAGCUGUGCUGAUCUUUGGGCGGGAUGUUUUGGCAUCCUCGACUCUCACAGGAAAACCAGGGCCUACUGGAACAGCGAAAGAGCAGCUAAAUCCGGAAAAGCUGAGUGCCCUUGUUGAUACAGUUAUUGCUGAAUUUCCAGGAACAAAUGUGUCUGAUGUGAGGGCAGUGAUUCGGAGAAAAUGUAACAAUGAGAAUUUUGUGAGCAAAAAGAAACAGUAAGCAGUAACAUCAGUAACUGUUUGUAAUCAUUUUUGUUUGUUUGUUUUUUGGUGGACAUACAUUUUGAGUUUAAACAAACUGUGUCAAUGCUUCACAUGUAAAAGUUUCAAAAGUCAGUUUAAUGUUCAUCCCUGUCAUUACUAGCUUCUCUGCGGUGCACAGUUAGCAGGGUAGUGCUAGCACAGCUAUUGUUUCUUUUUCUUUUAUUAUUGUUUUUUAGUUAACUUGUUAAAGAGUAUGACUGAAAAGAAUUCUCUGGGGUCAGAUGAUCCAAAUUUGAAUAAAAAUGUUACGAUGAAGAGAAACUGUUUGAAAAUGUUGUUUAAGAUGUUGUUAAAGAUGUACUUAAAUGUACUUUAUUAUGCACAUUUUCCCUGUAAUGCCGUGCAUGUUAAAAAUAAACUUAAAUUCUACCUCAA